This is a messenger RNA of Adineta ricciae, 2235 nucleotides long. The record is from the annotation of a GenBank genome assembly. NCBI's taxonomy places the organism in Eukaryota, Metazoa, Rotifera, Eurotatoria, Adinetida, Adinetidae.
AUGAAGAAUCCUAUGCACUUCGGUCCUAUCUAUUUCUUAAUAUACAUCUACGCUACAACAAUCAGCACUAGCUAUGCAACGACGACGGAGGCACCAACAACCCAAAUGACUACUGACACAUCAUCGAAUCCUAAUUCAAUCUACAUCAUCACGAGCUUCACUCCAAACGCUAUGGUAACUCCUAUAUAUAUCAUAACAAGCAUCACCCCAAUAACUACUACAACUAUCACAACAACAAUUACUACUUCAACAGUGACUACAACAACAACAACUCUUCCCUUUUGUAAUAACGGUACUCAUUACCUCUCAUCCAACGGCACGUGUCUUUCCAAAGAUUCAGAACAGCAAAGUCUUGUUUACUUUCUUCUUACAAACACUACAAAUGGAACAGCCACUGCCAAUGCUCUCACUCAGUAUCUCCAGCUCAUCGCCAACUCAACAGUCCCAUCCACUCCCAACAACACACUGACCAUCACUCAGAUCGACAAGAUCUUGGAAAACAUCACCAACACUACCAUUUCCAUCGCCAAUAACUUCACAGCGAUCGUCGCUAGCCAAAUCAAUGGCACUGUGGACAACGAAACAGUCAUUGGCCUGGCUUAUAACACCUCCAACAACACAAUAGUGAACACGGUAAACAGUGCGAAUGUGACUGGCUCUUUUCAAUCGGUUGCUGGUAUAGUUCGGUUGGAGGGACUGAAAAACACUGAAUAUUUCAAUAUGUUGCUAAUUUACAAUCCAAACACAGUUGAGAGACUGGGAAACUGGAGCGAGACUGAUCAAAUAGUCUCAUCAGUUGUCGUAGCUUCGGUCAAUCGUACUAUAAGAAAUAAGGUAGUUAUUAGAUUACUGUUUGAAGUGAUAAUACCACCGGAUCCGAAUGCUCUUGGAAAGUAUACCUGUAAAUACUUUAAUAGUACAACAUCUCAAUGGAGCAGUGAUGGUUGUUUGGAACCUAAUUACAAUAAAGAGUUUCGUCGCUAUGAGUGUGAAUGUUAUCAUUUAACGUCUUUUGCACUUAUUUGGUCUCAAAAUCUUUUGAACAACAAAUUUGAAGAAUACACUGCGGAAGACAUAGCGUCAAUUGUGUUUCUAUCGAUUUCUAUCACAUGUUUCGUUGUUGUUAUCAUUCACGGCUUUUACAAAUGUACCUGGGGUGCAGAUAAUGAGAAUGAACGAGAUGAAGCUCGACUACCGAGAAACAUCAUACUAUACAUAACCUUUGGUGUGACAAUGUUGCUAUUUCUCUUUUACCUCAGUUUGGGAGGAACAGUUUAUCAGAGAUACAAGUCACUAGAUCUGUCAAAUAAUGGACAUGGUGAUCCAUCGGCACCUGAAAUGAAGCCAAUGACCCGAGCUAAUACCCUAACAACAACAUCAGCAGCAUCGGAUGACUCAUGCACAGCGAACGAACGCGUCUUAAUGUACAUUGUAUACUUUUUUAUUAUAAUGAUGUUUUGUGCUAAAACUUUCAUGGGAUAUUACAAUUAUCUGCAUUUUGUAAAAAAGUUUCCUCCACCACACUACUAUUUGCAUCUUAUUAUUGUUAUGUCUAUUUCGGCAAUUAUUAGCGCGAUUGCGAUGAUUUUAGCAAUUGUUUUUAAUUCCAAUCCACCCAAUCAAAUAACGCGAACAGUGAAGGGUAAACUUUGUUGGUUCAAAACAGAAUCGCAUAUCAAUGAUUACUUUUUAACAAUACCAAUCGUAUUAUUUCUCGCUUUAAAUACCAUCCUACUAUUUGUAGUUAUUAUAUAUCUGUUUUUCAGUACUAGGAGAACAGAUAUGCCAGAAGUGAAAAAUAUACGACUCCAACGAAUGUUCAUUAUUCUGCUAAUCUCAUGUUUCACACAAGGUUUCGGUUGGCUUUUCGGUGUGGUUAUUCCCGGCGUUGAUCAGAAAGCCGGUGGGGUGCUAGUAUGGUUUUUUAUUAUUUUCAAUGGACUGGAAGGUCUUUUUACCGUCAUUGCAUAUGUAAUUGGUUUACGCGCAGAACUAGAUAAGACAAUACCUCGUGGUCCGAAUUCUGGCUCAGAUUACGAAAUGCUCAAUGCGAUCAAUGAAUCACCAUCGAAAGAAAUAAAAGAAAUCGAAAUCGCAAUAAAAAAUCUAAAGAAAGCACAACCUCCCAAUUUUCAAAGUAGCUCACCUCGUGAGUCAUUUGCCUGUUCAAAUGAUGUGCAGCUAGAUUUGGCUCGUUCUGAAGAUGACAGACGUGAACCUGAUUGCACAUAUUAA